ACUUCGCAACCAUUACGUUCUACCCGACAAAGUGGUCUACACUGGAGUGUUCGCGCUCAUCGUCUCCACUUUGCUGAAUGGCCUGGGAAUUGUGUUUACCGUGUCUUCAAUGCAUGGUACGCACCUGAAUUCGACCACUCACCUACAGCAUGGCUGACGUGGAUGAUGCUACCUAGCGAUCGCCAGCACAAGCUCAUCUGGCGCACGGCCAUCAAGACUACCCAUGAACCCUCACCAGGCGGCUCUGGAAGUUGUCGACUCAGACCGGUAUGGCAUGCACGACGACAACGACUGGGCAUCCGUGAUACCGCACGGUCACGGGUUCGUCCGCAUUGCCACCGGAGACAAGGAACCCACCGACGACGACUACUACGCGGUGUCGAUGUAUCACCAGAUGCAUUGUCUCAAUAGCUUCCGCCGCAUGUUCAAUGGGCGAAACGAUUCGCGCGCAGACCACGACGGUGCACAUGCACUCCAUUGUCUCACGUACUUGCGGCAGAUGGUGCUGUGCAGUGCCGAUAUCACGCUGGAACCUGCAUUCGCGACGCAGAACGUGGAUGGUAGGAAAACGCAGGCGGCUUACGGCACUGGGGUCACACACGUUUGUCGAGAUUGGGUGCAGGUGAGGGAUUGGGUAGAGAACAGUUACUUGGACUGGAAGGAGGAUGAAAAGAAAUACGUAGCCACAGAGGCCAGCGCCGUGAAUAGUUGAGCCGCGUAGUACUAGUACAUAGACGCGCGCCUAAGGCUUCUUGACUUCGUAACCUCUUGUAGCGAAUAUCGUACUGGUC
Molecule: messenger RNA, 791 nt
Organism: Laetiporus sulphureus 93-53
Lineage: Eukaryota; Fungi; Basidiomycota; Agaricomycetes; Polyporales; Laetiporaceae
Exons: 1
Coding region: 224-712 (162 amino acids)
Biological process (GO): mycotoxin biosynthetic process
Source: RefSeq, a predicted model, not a curated record